AUGCAUGCAAGAAGGUAUGCGAUCGUAACAGGUGCAAACAAAGGAAUUGGAUUGGAAAUAUGCAGACAGUUGAUUUCCAAUGGCAUAUCGGUGAUUCUGACGGCUAGAGAUGAGAAAAGAGGAAGCGAAGCUGUUGAGAAUCUGCUUAAAGAGAGUAAUGGAAAAGAUGAACUCGUCAUCUUCCAUCAGCUUGAUGUUGCAAAUCCGUCUACUAUUCCUAUCCUUGUUGAUUUCGUCAGAUCCAAGUUCGGAAAGCUUGAUAUAUUGGUGAACAAUGCUGGGAUAGGAGGAGCAUCACUUGAUGCCUAUGCAAUAAAAGCUGUUGCUGCUUUGACUGGAGGAGUUCAAGCCAAUUUUAAGAAAGCAACGAUUCAGACUUAUGAAUUGGCUGAAGAAUGCAUUCAGAUAAAUUAUUAUGGUGCAAAAAGGAUGAUUGAAUCAUUUAUUCCACUCCUCAAGCUUUCUGAUUCACCAAGGAUUGUCAAUGUCUCUUCUUCCUUCGGAAAACUCAAGGUAUAA
This is a messenger RNA of Impatiens glandulifera, 519 nucleotides long. RefSeq names its product (+)-neomenthol dehydrogenase-like. NCBI's taxonomy places the organism in Eukaryota, Viridiplantae, Streptophyta, Magnoliopsida, Ericales, Balsaminaceae. The coding region runs from base 1 to 519 and encodes 172 amino acids. The transcript is spliced from 3 exons. Gene Ontology annotation, cellular component: membrane. The record is from RefSeq and is a predicted model, not a curated record.